Messenger RNA from Arachis duranensis, 899 nucleotides. RefSeq names its product photosynthetic NDH subunit of lumenal location 2, chloroplastic. NCBI's taxonomy places the organism in Eukaryota, Viridiplantae, Streptophyta, Magnoliopsida, Fabales, Fabaceae. Gene Ontology annotation, cellular component: chloroplast; extrinsic component of membrane; photosystem II oxygen evolving complex. The record is from RefSeq and is a predicted model, not a curated record. Gene Ontology annotation, molecular function: calcium ion binding. The transcript is spliced from 2 exons. The coding region runs from base 111 to 737 and encodes 208 amino acids. Gene Ontology annotation, biological process: photosynthesis; photosynthetic electron transport chain.
GGCAACGUCAGCUGAACUGAACCUGCUCACUACCAUAGCCACUCACCAAUUACAUAAUCCACCCUAUCUAACCAAACUUAUCCAAAAAAGAAGUGACGACACACAACACCAUGUCCAGCUUCACUCACGCCACCGCAUUCCUCCACGCCCACAUCAAAACCAAGCAAAAAACAACCACUCCGGCCGCCUCCACCACCAACAACAACCAAGCACCAUUUUAUGCUGAACAAAAAGAUAAUAAUGUGGCCACUAAUAAUAGCACCAACAGUAGUAGUAGAAGAAGACUAAUAUCAACAUUUCUAACAACUUCGAUGGGAAUAGUCCUGGGCGGCACAACGACAAUGACACCACAGGCGGCGGCUCAGAAUUGGGGGACUCGUUCGUUCCUGAGGGAGCAUUUCUUUGAGGCGGGGCUGUCUCCGGAGGACGCAGUGGCGAGGAUAAAGCAAACGGCGGAGGGGCUACAUGAUAUGAGGGAGAUGCUGGAAACAAUGUCGUGGAGGUAUGUGAUGUUCUACAUAAGGCUGAAGCAGGCUUAUCUUGAUCAAGAUUUGAAGACUGCAAUGUCCACUUUGCCAGACAACCGCCGCAAUGAUUACAUCAAAAUUGCCAAUGAAUUGGUAGAUCACAUGACCGAUUUUGACAGGUAUGUUCGGACACCAAAGGUAUAUGAAUCUUACCUAUACUACGAGAAGACCUUGAAAUCAAUAGAUGAACUUGUCGCUAUCUUAGCAUAACAGCGGCAGGGUAUAUUUGGAAUUCUAAUUUUUGUGGUUUUUCCAAUUUAAAUAUCAAAUUGAAGAUAUACAUACAUCACAAGGUAUUUGCACACAAAAUAUCAAGUAUAUGUUUAUGUACACACGUGUGUCGUUAGAAUAUGAAACCUUUCUUUUUUUUUU